Messenger RNA from Monosiga brevicollis MX1, 2361 nucleotides. RefSeq lists its product as uncharacterized. Gene Ontology annotation, cellular component: plasma membrane; lysosomal membrane. Lineage: Eukaryota; Choanoflagellata; Craspedida; Salpingoecidae. The transcript is spliced from 12 exons. The coding region runs from base 1 to 2361 and encodes 786 amino acids. The record is from RefSeq and is a predicted model, not a curated record. Gene Ontology annotation, molecular function: NAADP-sensitive calcium-release channel activity.
AUGUCGCUCUUUAAUGCGUAUAUGCAGGAGGAGCGUGCUCGGGAGCGGCACCGACAGAUGGCAACCGACCAAGAGGAUCGGCAUCGAAAGGCGCAACAGCAGCGUGCGCGGCAACAGGACGCCCAAACGGCCGUGGUGGAUGACCUCAUUCGCACCCGACGCACCCAGGCUCGCCACUUGCAGGCCUUCAAGCAGCAUCAGCAGCUACAGCAGGAUGAGCACCAAUCUGCUUUGCUAGAGCAACGCCAGUCCAGUACAGCGCGUCUGCAAGCCGAGCGCGAAGCUGGCGCUCGACGCCGCCUGGCCGCCCUUGAUGAAGCCCGCGGGCUGGCUCGGCCCGUCUUCUCAAUCCACAAACUUAGUCUGCACGCUGCGCCUAACCUCGCUUCGUCUCACAUCGCAUGGUACAGGGGCACCAGCGUGUUUUCCAGCACCAACACGCCCCGCACGCCGCUCUCCCAUAUUGACCGCAUGACCAAGAGUCCCUUCCAAAAGCUCAGGCAGCACCAUCGCAUCCCGUACAAAUUCACCCUCAACGUCCUUGUCAUCAUCUUUCUCUCCGCAUUCUACAUCAUGAAAAACUUUCAAUACUCAUACUACAUGGACAGCAACACAGCCAUGCUCCGCAGUCGCCUCGGAAACAGCGCUGAUGACUGGCCCAUGUCCGAGUAUGGCCAAACCUUAAUCUACACGGUGGACAACUUUGUGAACCAUUUUCGCACCAGCAUGGACAACUAUUGGUCCUUCAACGAGUCGGCCCUCUCUGAAUACGAAGUUAACCAGCAGCUCAAGCUUCGCGUCAAGUAUUCCAAUGGCACAAUCACGUCCGACGUCAUGACGUCCGAGAACAACCGCUAUGGCAUCAUAGGCCAGCUCAACGGCUCCAAACUCGUCGAAUUCCUGCGUGUCGUGGACACGCUCGCCAUUGAUUACACCUUUGAAAACCUGCAAAAGGCAGAUCACAAACACGCCACCGUCAUGGAUGUCCAUCACCGCUGGCACUGCAACGCCCUCUACGACCUCACUUACGAUAACGGCUGCGCCGUCUACCAGCUUCGCAUAUCCAACACCAUUCUCUCCACCAGCCAACCCGUCCUGCUCGUCAUCAGCAGCAUCAUCAUCACCCUUUGCAUUCCCAGCGCAGCCUUGACCCUGCGCGCGCUCUGGCGCUCCUUUGGCGCCUUCAAAUAUGCUCGCACCAAUCUCAAGCGUGCUCCCGUCAUGACCUCUGUCAAUGGCGGCGCCUCCCGCCUGCCCGCCAACGAAAUCAUGUGGCACCAUCUCAAGCUCUCUGAUAAACUGGCCUUUUUCAAUCUUUGGCAUGUCACAACCGUUCUCGGCGAUAUACUCUUAAUCAUCGGUGGCACCCUCAACUAUUCAAAGCAGCUGGGCUACCAAACCGACAAACACGACUCCCUGAGCUCCUCAGACAUUUGCCACGCCUUGGGUGGCUUUCUCGUUUGGGUGGGCAUGCUCAAGUUCUACGAGUGGGAUAGCGAACUUUACAUGCUUAUCCUUUCCGUCAAGGCCUCCCUUUCACGCGUAUCCAAGUUUGUCUUCUGCGUCACGCCCGUGUACAUGGCCUACGUGCUCGUCGGCGUGGCCUGCUUCUACGAUCACCAGGACCUCUUCGGAGACAUUUUCAAGUCAAGCCGCACGCUCUUCAGUCUCCUCAACGGUGACUCGGUGCUGGCCGUCUUCCAAGAGCUCCGGGAGAAUUCCGAUCUGGGCUACGACGUUUUUGCUCAGAUUUACAUUUACUCCUUCUGCAUCAUCUUUAUUGUCAUUAUUUGCAACGUUUUCAUCUUCAUCGUCGAGUCGGGCUAUGAUGCGGCUCUGAACGCCGUAUAUGGGCCAGAGGAGGUGCUGUCCGUUUUCAUUGACCACCAGCGUUUGCGCGACAUCCUUUUGGUCGCCAGUACUCGGGAUCCCAAUCACACCUAUGUGCCCGACUCUCUUUUGAACCAGCUCGAAGAACCCCCUUCGCCGGAGCUGCAUCAUCGUUUGCGGUUGCGUCGCGGUUCGCGCGGCGAGAUUAAUCGAAGCUUUCGCUCCCAUUCCUUCUUCCGUGCACGCUCGAUGGACCGCAUGGAUCAGCUUGGUCGAGCAUUUGGUGCGGGGGCUUCCUUCAGUGGCGACAACACCCAUCAAACAGCAACUCCUCGAGCAAGCGUUCCCGUCACCGGAACUCCUGCCGAGCAACGCGCAGCACUCGCUCAAAACGUGCAGCACCUGCAAGCGCGUUUGCAAUCGCUCAACUCUGAUAUGGCCAACACUUUGCAGGAGUUGCAAGCCGCCAAUGCCCAGCUCCAAACCCUAGCUGCUGCGGAGGCUGCACAGACACCAGACUCUGAGGCGUAA